UAGUUUCAGUGUUGAGCUUUGAAUUUGGGAGCUGAAUGAGAAACAGAACAGUCUUGAACACUAUGGCAUCUGGUGCAUUGGUCAGGCAGUUCCAGGGCCUGCAGAGACCAAUGUCCUGAGUUGCAAAGAUUUGACCUGGUGCGGGCUACUUAAAGCCAACUGAGGCCUCCCCGGGAUUCCAGACCAGGAAGCCAGGAGAGAACCCUACCUGGGGUGAAGACACUGGUCUGAUUAGCAAAGGAGGACUUGACCAGGGACCUGAGAGUCGCUGGAUUUUCUCCCGAGCUCCACCCGGGAAGAAUGCACUACAGAUAAAACCCAGCUAAAGCCCGCGCGGCGAAUCCUAGCGGGAGCCGACGAAAGGAGGAAGCGACUGAGGCGAGACAAGCAGGAAGCAAGCUGGUGGGGUGGAAGGGAGGUGGGCAGCUCUGGGGGCUGGCAGGGUCUGUCGGUGUGUCAGCUCAACACCAGCAGGGAUGGACAGCGCCUCUGGAUUCAGCCGGCACUGGGACACAGCGCUGCUGCUGCUGCAGGUGCCUAUACACCGGCUUGCCUCUCUCUGCUGCUAAAAGGGCGGCGCUCCCUAAUCUCUCGCUCCCCCUCCUCCCCUCUGAUUUAUUUAUUUUAUUGUUUUGGGUGGACGGAAAGUAACCCCCCUCCAUGCAACUGCAAACAGGGACGGUGGCGUCAUUCCGCUCCGGAGUUUGAGAUCUCACCAGCGACUUCAAUACGAUUUAAUUUUUUUUAACACAAAUAAGAGUGUAACUUUGAUUUAAAUCAUGGGCACUGAGAUCGGGGGCCAGGUGAGAGAUUUUCUGUAUUAAGCCAAAUAACCGCGGAGAUGUUCCCGAGUGGUUUGGAAAUACUUUGGACAGAGCUCUGAGGGGAGAUCCGAAGAGUACAAGCUCUGCAACGUUUCUGCAACUGAGAGCAGAUCGCCUAACGCUAGCAUAUUGGCAAACAAAUAUCACUUGCUGUGCCAUAGCACAUGGAUUUCAGGACCUCCUGUGAAGAGACAAAGACAGGGAUUUGUUUGCUGCAGGAUGGUAAUCAGGAGCCUUUCAAAGUGCGACUGCACUUAGCCAAAGAUAUUUUGAUGAUCCAGGAGCAGGAUGUGAUCUGUGUGUCUGGUGAGCCUUUCUAUUCUGGUGAAAGAACAGUAACAAUUAGAAGACAAACUGUAGGAGGAUUUGGAUUAAGUAUAAAGGGUGGAGCAGAACAUAAUAUUCCAGUGGUCAUUUCCAAAAUUUCCAAAGAACAAAGAGCUGAACUCUCAGGUUUGCUCUUUAUAGGAGACGCAAUUCUACAGAUUAAUGGAAUUAAUGUAAGAAAAUGCAGGCAUGAAGAAGUGGUUCAGGUUCUUCGGAAUGCAGGAGAAGAAGUGACCCUAACAGUGUCCUUUCUGAAAAGAGCACCUGCUUUUCUCAAAUUGCCUCUGAAUGAAGAUUGUGCGUGUGUCCCUAGUGACCAAAGCAGUGGCACAUCAUCUCCCCUCUGUGACAGUGGUUUGCAUCUCAACUACCAUCCCAACAAUACGCUGCGUAAUCUGGGAGCAGAAAAAAUUCCUUGUGACAGACCACAAAUCAUGAAUAUUCUAACUGAAUCAUUACUGCACAACAUAAAGGAUACGCUAUCAUGUUCCUCAUGGCCAACAUCACCAGGGCUUAGGUGGGAGAAGAGAUGGUGUGAUCUCCGAUUAAUCCCGCUCCUUCAUUCCCGUUUUUCCCAGUACCUCCCAGGAUCAGAUUUGUGCAGGCAAAAUGCAUUCCAAGUAAUUGCUGUGGAUGGAGUUUGCAGUGGAAUAAUUCAGUCUCUCUCUGCUGAAGACUGUAUGGACUGGCUACAAGCAAUAGCAACUAACAUUUCCAACCUCACAAAGCACAAUAUAAAAAAAAUCAACAGGAAUUUUCCCGUAAACCAGCAGAUAGUCUAUAUGGGCUGGACAGAAGAACGGGAACAAGACUCCCUUCAGGACCGAAUGUACACACCAAAGUUUCUAGCUCUGAGGGGUUCCUCUCUUUACAAGUUUAUAGCACCUCCAGUCACCACGUGGGAUUGGACACGAGCUGAAAAAACGUUUUCAGUUUAUGAGAUCAUGUACAAAAUUCUCAAGGACAGUGAUCUGUUGGAUCGUCGGAAACACUGCUUCGGUGUCCAAUCUGAAUCUGGAGAGGACCUCUACUUUUCUGUGGAGUUAGAGUGUGACCUAACCCUGUGGGAAAAAGCCUUCCAAACAGCAACUUUUUUAGAAGUUGAACGAAUUCAGUGCAAGACAUAUGCCUGUGUUUUGGAGAGUCAUCUUAUGGGGCUUACCAUUGACUUUGGCAUGGGCUUUGUAUGUUUUGAUGCUGCCACAAAGGCUGUGCUUUGGAGGUACAAGUUUUCCCAGCUUAAAGGGUCUUCAGAUGAUGGCAAGAGCAAAAUCAAAUUUUUGUUUCAAAAUCCAGAUACUAAGCAGAUUGAAGCAAAGGAGUUGGAAUUUUCCAAUCUAUUUGCAGUCCUUCACUGCAUCCACUCAUUCUUCGCGGCCAAAGUGGCUUGUUUGGACCCAUUGUAUGUAGGCAGUCAAGCCGCCACAUCUGCUGUUGCCACAACUUCUGACCUUUGGGGAACUGCGAACAUGGAAACCAAUCCAAGAGGCAAGCCAUGCUGCAGUUUCAGCAGAAAAAUGGUCACAUGGGAUCAUACAUUCAUCUCUGUUCUGCAACUCCAGUAAAUAAUCCUAGCUGAAACCCUGGAAUAGGAUGGAUAUGCUUUUAGUAUGAUCUAUUUGUACUUAUAUAGUGCUUUAAACAACACUGGAAGCAAAAGGAAAAAAAUGACACAGUGAAGCACUUAAGUAUUUAAUAAAAUUUUCAGCUGUCUGUAAUAAUACACAACUAGAAUUGUCAUUUACUUGUUUUCAGAUGUUUUUAUAUGACAACAUACAAAGCUCUGAGUAUAACGUAGGGCAAUAUCAUAGUAGUAUAAAUGAUACAACAGCAAGCAAGAGGCAUAUCGUUUAUGACAACAAGGAGAUAAGCAUGAAAGGGCAUUUGUGUAUCUCCUCAAAGAAGAAAGCACUUUAAACACUCUUGUAAAUUCAUACUGUUUUCCUAUAUGGAAACAUGCUAUUGUUGUUUAUUUUGUUGUCAUUCUGUUCUAAUAGUAAUGAUAAAGUUAUAGCCAUAUUGGUCUAGCACAUAAAGACAAAUAUAGUGGAGAAACUUUUACAGACACAGGAGCCUCUUCAAGUCAGAAUAGGUGGGAUAUGAAUUUGAUUUCAAUUAUAAAUUAAGUACAAGUUAGUGACAAGUUGCUUUGUUCAUUCUCCUGUUUUAAAGGGAAGGAGGUCAUGUAAUUGAACAGUAUUUGUACACAAAACCUGAGUUUUGAAUUUUGUUUCAGAUGUACAUCUAGCACAUUGUUUCAGUAUGUAAUGUUGAUUUCAUAUCACAAGCAAGGAGGCAAGAACUCUGUUCCACUCAGGCUCUUAAUAAAACAGGCACUAGCAGGAACACUAGAAAAAUGAUUCCAUACCUUGAAUUCUUCUUACCAAUUAAAUGAUAUUAUUCCUUUUUAUUUAUGUACUUAUUUAGUUUAAGAUGGGAACAAAUUAAAUAAACUGCAAAGCUAGAAUAAGUGACAUAAUACACAAUAGCUUUCUGUAUUUAAAAUAUGACGUAAUCCUGGACUACAUAUUGUACAUAUUAUUCUAAGAGCCUCAUUUCAUGAUGAAUGUAAAGCUCAAGGAGUAAAUUUGGAACAACUCUCCAUGCAUCCAAAGAUACAUUACUUGAAUACCAUUUUUGCAAAUGACUUUAAUUUUGAACUAGCAGAUAUAUCUCUGAACAUGGUCAAAUUUGGGGAAUAUUAUUGUGAUGUAGCUGAAACCUAGUAAAUUGCGGGUUUUUUUAAAACAUGACCACAUAACUCAAAAUAAUCAAAUAUUUAUACACCUACAGUAACACACAUGAAUUUUAUAAAAAAAUAGCCUGCUGCAGCUGUAGCAUGUGCGUAUUAUUUUAAAUACUAAUCAUUAUUCUGUUGUUUCUUGUUAAAAAUAAAAAAAUUAAAUACUUUAAUAUGAAUAUAAAGUAACAAUUCUACAGUUAGGUCCCAGCCCUUCAAUUUAAAAUGUAUGGGCAGACCCCUUGCACAUAUGCUGGGAUCCAUCCAUGUGUCAGAAAUUGCAGGAUCAGGGUCUAAAUCCUCCAUGCGUGCUACCAGCUACAAACGUACAUAUCACGUGAGGGUUAUGGACAUGUUUUUUAUAGAUCUGCCUUAUGUGCCAGACAGGUUAAAUCUAUCAAUGUUCCAGGUAAUGUAUAAUUAUUUUAUAUUCAAACAUAAAUUUAGAGGAACUUUUUUUUUUUUCAGAAGGGGCACAAUUCAAAAUGAAUUUUUUGGGACAUAUCUGGUUGCUUGUUUUUCUCUCUCUCUCUGCGUGAUUUUUAUCACCAGCACUUGGCUUUACCCACAUAAGAGGGAACCCACCUUUUUGAAAGUCUGCACAUGAGACUCACAGUAGCUGCCUGACUCCCAGGAACAUUAAGUGGAGUUACAGUGAUUGCCCCAUUAAAAAAAUUGCCAGCACAUUUUACAUAGUUAGCAUGGUUAUUUCUCAUACUAACUACUGUACUGUUGUAUCUCAGCUACUUGUGUAGUAACUGUUGGCAAACUGAUUUUUAAUAAUUUAAUUUAUUAUUAAUAAUAAACUGUUGUAUGUGUAUAAACUCAAUACGUUGAAGGACAAAUUCUGUCCUCGUUGAAACCUAUGAACAAUUCUCAUGGACUUCAGUGGGGCCCAGGAUUUGGCCCUUAGAUAACAUGAACUCCAGAUGUUUUGAAUCUGGAACUGUCACCAUCUCAGGGGUUAAGCAUAGUAAUUGGGCCUCUUUU
Chrysemys picta bellii (western painted turtle) is the source of this 4881-nucleotide messenger RNA. It is a transcript of the gene SNTG1, whose product is annotated as syntrophin gamma 1. Gene Ontology annotation, molecular function: protein binding; structural molecule activity. Gene Ontology annotation, cellular component: intracellular anatomical structure; dystrophin-associated glycoprotein complex. The record is from RefSeq and is a predicted model, not a curated record. NCBI's taxonomy places the organism in Eukaryota, Metazoa, Chordata, Testudines, Emydidae.